Molecule: messenger RNA, 681 nt
Organism: Pistacia vera
Lineage: Eukaryota; Viridiplantae; Streptophyta; Magnoliopsida; Sapindales; Anacardiaceae
Exons: 2
Coding region: 1-681 (226 amino acids)
Source: RefSeq, a predicted model, not a curated record
AUGGUAGAUGCUAUAGCUGCAAUUGGUCUUGGGUAUAAAAUCCCAACUUACCAUAAUUUGUGUGUAAAUUUAUUGAGAGAUGCUAGGAAAGAAGUGCAAUUACUUGUUGAUGGUUACAAGAAAACUUGGGAGGAUGUUGGAUGUACUUUAAUGGCUGAUGGUUGGACAGAUAAUUCACAUAGGUUGUUGAUUAAUUUUCUAGUGUACUGUCCUAAAGGAGUGUGUUUUGUGAAAUCAGUGGAUGCUUCAGAUGUUGUAAAGGAUGCUGCAACAUUGUUUGGCUUGUUUGAGGAAAUAGCUUUAUGGGUUGGACCAAACAAUAUUAUCCAUCUUGUCACUGACAAUGGAGCAAAUUAUAAAGCUGCUAGAAGAAUGUUGUCUGAAAAAUAUAGCAGUAUUACUUGGUCUCCUUGUGCAGCACAUUGCAUUAAUUUGAUGUUGAAAGACAUAGAAGAGAUGAGUCAUAUAGUCAACCUUUCAACACGUGUAUCUGAGGUUACAAAGUUUGUGUAUAAUCAUUCCUUUAUGCUAUCUUUGCUGAGGAAAAAACAGGGUUGGACAGAAAUUAUACGCCUAGGUGCAACCUGUUUUGCCACAACUUUCAUUGCAUUGAGCAGCCUACAUCAGCACAAACAUGACUUGCAAUCUAUAGUGACAGAUAGAACUUUUGUGGAGUCUUGA